AUGACGUCAUCAACCCUGUUCCUCUACGCCGGGGUCUUCUUCUUCUUGAUUUAUAGCUGUGUCUGUGACCUGCCCCUUGAAGACACGACAAAACAGUGUGAAUACGACAACAUCAAAAGAUGCAACGAUGAGUUCAAACAGGUGUUCAUGAAUGCUAAGGCCGGAAAACGAGAGACAGGAAUGAGAAAUGUUUACUGCACAGCUCUACAGGUCAGUACUAGUGUAUAUAAUUACCCGUGUAUAUAAAUACUAUUAAUACUAGUAAAUGUCUUCUUUGGCUCAACUCUUACCUCAUACCCACGGUCCCUUCACUUCCCCCUACGCUUCCCUCCUCUUGGGAGAGGAAGAGACCUUGAAACGAGGUUGUUUAAACUAAACAGUCGAACAAGCUGUAACACCAUUGGUAAGAGACAAUUCCCUCUAGAGGUACUCAUGUAUUAACCUUGUAAGCCUCAAUAUUUGAUUAAGGGAUUCUCCUUUGUAGAUGACAUACAUUUUCUUGAACAUGAAUUAAGGGAAAGUUAGUCGGGGAGAGCGGGAGGGAAGGGGAGGGGAGGGGAGGGGAGGGCGUCAUAUGGUUGAUUGCAAUAAAUCAAAAGCCUCCGAGCUUACCAGACUAGGAAGGAGAAGUUCACCAUUGCCUCCCCUAUUUAGAUAUUCAACCCAGUAACAUAUUUCGUUUAACACAGGCACCUAACAAACCCACGAUCGAAGGGAAAGUGGGGGUAGGUAUGUACCGGAAGGAAAGCCUCAGGGCGUUCAGGAGAUUAGGUUGACCAAACAUUAGUCGUUUGUGUCAUCUUUGUGAACUAUCUCGCCAGGUGUUUAUGAACUGUUUGGAUGGUUCUCUUGGACGCUGCAUCGGUGGCUCGUGGCUUCAGAAUUACAGCUAUGUUGUCUUGGAACAUGGUAUAAUGGACAAGAAGUGUGGUGUAUGCCCCCACCAUAAUUACCAUGACCUUGAACGAGUACUUAAUGGUAAGAGAAAAUGCCGCUCUUCUAAAAGUCCAUCGCAGAUUUCUUAACAAGGAGGCAAGGUCUUUUUCAUCAAAGAUUACCCCGUUCCGCUUUUUAUUUUAUUUCAUUUUUCAACGUAACAGGUAUUCCAUUGACAAUCACUAUGACAUCUCAGUCAUUAUCAUCACCACCGUCAACAACAACAACAACAAUAAAACAACAAUACAACAACAACAACAAUAAAACAACAAUACAACAACAACAACAAUAAAACAACAAUACAACAACAACAACAAUAAAACAACAAUACAACAAAACAACAAAACAACAACAACUCUUGAAUGCAGCCUUAAACAGCUUUAAUAAGCUAUCUUCGAUAUAAUCAUCUUUUCUUUCUUGUCCACGUUUUUCCCCAAAUCACUGUUAUACUUAUCAUUGACGUCAAGACACCUAAAUACCAACUACUUCACAAAUGAAUUCCCUUCUUACUGAAUCAAUAAAAUUCUGAAGCGAGAUUUUUUAACUGUUACGUAAUUCACUUCCAUCUUCCGUUUAUUCGACAGCAAGGAACAGGACAGACUACAUCGGUAAGUAUUACAUAUAAGCUUAAGCCCCUGUGAUUUUGAAAAACUGAAACUUUUCGUAAUUGCUUCACCAGACCCCCUCCCCGUUUUUCGCGCGUCCACUCUUUUGCUCAUUUCCAGUGGCUGAGAAGGGACGGUCAAAAACACCUUCAAUCACUUUAUUUUUUCGCAGGUUUUGAUAUCUGCCCGCUAUGUGCGAAGGUUGUCCACAAUAUAUGUGUGGCGCACUUCUUGGAAAAGAUGCAAUCCGACGCGAACAUAUGCCAUGAUGUGCAAAAGUUUAUCAACUGUUACGAAAAGGUUGGUGACGCAGGAUGGUAUUGUGCCAGAAGGAAGAUCGUGAGGAGUUUUUCCAAUCUAUGUCGCCAACUGGGAGAGAAGAUGUUGCGGGAAGAUGAGAAACAUCGCGGGUUGAUGUGCUAA
Pocillopora meandrina is the source of this 1964-nucleotide messenger RNA. Lineage: Eukaryota; Metazoa; Cnidaria; Anthozoa; Scleractinia; Pocilloporidae. The record is from the annotation of a GenBank genome assembly.